Molecule: messenger RNA, 1530 nt
Organism: Anoplopoma fimbria (sablefish)
Lineage: Eukaryota; Metazoa; Chordata; Actinopteri; Perciformes; Anoplopomatidae
Gene: aldh3a1
Product: aldehyde dehydrogenase 3 family, member A1
Exons: 9
Coding region: 7-1530 (507 amino acids)
Biological process (GO): aldehyde metabolic process
Cellular component (GO): cytoplasm
Molecular function (GO): aldehyde dehydrogenase (NAD+) activity
Source: RefSeq, a predicted model, not a curated record
CCAUCUAUGGAGAGGCAGGCAGUGCAGCGGGCCAAGGAGGCCUUCCUGAGCGGCAGGACUCGGCCUCUGGAGUUCAGAUUGCAACAGCUUUGCGCACUGCAGAGGAUGAUCACUGAGAAAGAGGCUGAGAUAUCCACUGCUCUUAAGCAGGACAUCAACAGGAGCCAGUACGACACACCGCUCUUGGAGCUGAUUGGCAUUGAGAAUGAGAUCAAGCUGGCUUUAGCGAAACUGACAGAGUGGGCAGCUCCACGACCGGUCGAGAGGAAUAUCCUCACCAUUUCAGAUGAGGUUUAUAUCCAGCCGGAGCCUCUGGGAGUGGUGCUCAUCAUCGGGGCUUGGAACUACCCUUGGGCUCUCACACUCUUGCCCCUGGUUGGAGCUAUUGCUGCUGGCAACGCAGCAGUAGUGAAGCCGUCAGAGCUCAGCGAAUACUCGUCCCUCCUCCUACGGGCCCUGCUGCCUCGCUAUCUGGACAAGGAUCUGUACCCCGUUGUAACAGGUGGAGUGUCAGAGACACAGGAGCUGCUCAGGCUCAGAUUUGACCACGUCUUCUACACAGGCAGCAGCACUGUCGGUAAACUAGUUAUGGAGGCUGCGGCUCGCCACCUCACCCCAGUGACCCUAGAGCUGGGAGGGAAGAGCCCCUGCUACAUCGACAAGGACUGUGACAUCAGAAUUGCCUGCCGUCGUAUAACAUGGGGAAAGUUUGUCAACUGCGGUCAGACCUGCAUUGCUCCAGACUUCAUCCUGUGUGAAUCCUGCAUCCAGGGCCGAGUGGUGGAAUGCAUCCGACAAACUCUACUGGAAUUUUAUGGCGCUGAUCCCAAAUGCUCACCGGACUACGGUCGAAUCAUCAACCAGCGUCAUUUCAAUAGAGUCAUGGGUCUGAUGGAGGGUUACACCCCUGUAGUGGGAGGACAGAGUGAUGCCUCACAGCGCUACAUUGCCCCAACAGUGCUAAAGGACGUGCCCCCUCACUCCAGGCUGAUGCAGGAGGAGAUUUUCGGCCCCUUGCUGCCUAUAGUGACUGUGAGUGACAUGGAUGACGCCAUCCGCUUCAUCAACGAGAGAGAAAAACCUCUGGCACUCUACAUCUUCUGCUCUGAUAAGAAGGCAACAAAAAGGAUGAUUGAGGAGACCACAAGUGGAGGAGUGACGGUCAAUGAUGUUAUGAUGCACUACACACUCAGCUCACUCCCAUUUGGUGGUGUCGGUCAGAGUGGUAUGGGCCACUACCAUGGUAAGCACACCUUUGACCAGCUGAGCCACCAGAAGGCAUGCCUGGUCCGCUCUCUGCGGAUGGAGAAUGUUAACCUGGCCCGCUACCCUCCUCAGGACCGCCGGCGGGCGCGUAGGGUGCAAAUGGCCCUCAGGUCACCGAUGAUCGAUUUGUCCAGGAGGACGUUCAUCUGGGCUGUUACUGCCACCAUUAUCGGCUUUGGCCUGUUCAUCACCCUGCUAGUCAUCCUGCUCAUAGCUUCAGGCCUCAACUGUACCUGCUGGUACUGGAGAGGCUUUUAUAACUAG